AUGUUUUAUAUUUCCGAAAUAGCCGACCGCAGGAGUAAAAAGUUCAGAAAGUCCAAGUUGAUUUUGGGAUUCUUCUACGGAAUUUUUCUGAGCCUAAGUGAGUAUAUAGUAUCGAGCUUCUAUAUGACUCCAUAUACAUUAAUAUUAUACAGUAUUCACUUGUUCAACUUAUUGUUUGCAUUGUUCCUUUAUACUUUUUUUAGUUCUUUACCAUUUUAUUAUUGUCGAUUUGGAAUUGAGCGAUCAGUCGACUCGUUUGAUGGGCAUUGUUAUCAGUUUGUUUUUGAGCGUCGGGCACGCAAUUUCACAACAGGUAAAUCAAUAUGAAUAAUUAAUACGAGUACCUACAUAUACUAUAUUAUAGUAAUCGAGAAGACAAUUUAAAAAUUGACUGAUCGUUGUGUUUAAAACUAAAUUAACUUCACCAACUGUCUCACCAAAUGUAAAAAGCCAAAAAAAUAACUAAAUUUUUGUCAACAAUUAUAUAAAGAUAGCAUUGUUUCCAUAAAAGUAAAUUGUAUGUAAGUUUUUUUAUCGAAUUUUGAUGCAAUUACAAUCAAUUUCUCACAUAAAUUCAAAUUGAAAAAUUGUAUUGUCAAUAGAGUUGUAUUGGUUGAAUAACAGCAAUAUAAUAGGUACUUCCUAUCUUACUCAUUCCUAUUUGAUAACCAAGGAACCCAAUCCGUUGUGCGACAUAUUAUUUAAGACUCCGCUUAUUAAAAUUACUCACAUAAUCAUUAACUCUUCCAAAUACUCAACUUUACACCAUAUUAUCAGCAAUCUAACAUCACCAAGAAGCCAAUACAAUACUGUCAAAUUUUUUAAUUUUUCAAAUAAAUACACUUAGAUAAAAUAAACUUUUAUAACUUAUAUAAUCUCUAGUAAUGAAAUAUUUUACUUAUAGUUUUAAAUGUUGUUCUAGGCUAAUAGUCUUUGAAAUUGAAGCCUUAAUAUUAAAUAAUAAUAAAAUAGGUAUUUGAAAACUGUUUUAAGUUUCGUUGACUAGGUAUUUUAUUUUUCACGGUACUAAAGUAGGGAGAAUAACACAUUAGUUAAUAUGCUAUAAAUAUAUAGAUAAAUAUAAAAGCACAUUAAAUUAAGGCCAAACUAUACAAACUAUACAACCUAUACAAAAGAAAAGGUUAAAUUUUAUGAGAGGGAAACGUAUAUAAUGGGCCCGCCGUGUAUGGUGGUGGAUGCUGAUGGAACAAUACUGAAGAAGGCAUUGAUAGAUAUUUAUUUGUGCAGAUGUGCAAAUAUAAGUAUAGGGCUGAGAGGUUUAACAUUAACACUCCCAACACUCAUUCGAGUCCCUUCAAAUCAAGUCAAGUAAGUCUUAAUAAGUGUACAUAGUACUGGUAGGUUAGUUUUCGUUUUAUAGGUAAAGAGUCAUUUUUAAGAUUCCCUUUGAAAAAUUCUCCAUCGUUUUCUUAGACGACAAUUUGUACGGUAGCGGAUAUUAUUAUGCGAUUAAUGCAGUAGUGUCGUCGCAUGAUUGUAAUUAUUUUACUCGAUGUAUAAUUUAUUUCCAUCGAUAUAAAUGUAGGUAGAUAGAGUGGGACGAGUGGAAAACAGAGAAUAUCUAAUAGUCUAUCUUAUAUAACGAUCCAGACAGUCGCAAGGCGCCUCCCUUAUAACCAUCCCGUCGUUAUAUAUACGCAUUUCUCGGGAAAUUCGAACUUUGUUCAUUUAUACCUACCAAUAUAGUAUUAUAAUGCAGGCGAAUUAGCGCAAUCAAUAUAAUUGAUAUUUUCGUAUAGUCCGUCUAUAAUAUUAAAUAACAUACGGAUGCGCCGAAUGGAGAUAAAUAAUUGAUUCCUCGCAAAUUCCUAAAAUACUUAUAUACUCGCUAAUCAUACAUCCGCCACAAUAUUAUAAAUGGAAAUUUUCUAUUUACGUAAAUUAAUCGAAUUUUCAUCCCGAAUUUCAGUGCAUUCGACACGUACUUAACGAAAAAACUCACCAAGCCUGCAGUAUAUAUAGCUAAGCGUAAACUAUAUCCGUCUAAUACGCCAAGGCAUCCGAAAAAAAAAAUACUGAAACCACCUCAAUAGUGUACCACAUUUUCCAUAUUAUAAUAUUCGUUUCAUUUCGCUUCUCCCUCCCUCCUCUCCCUUCAUAGUAUUAAAGUAAAUAAUAAUAUUCAUUCCCGGAGGCUUCGUUCAUAAUUAUACGAGUCGAAUGUUCAGAAGAAAAAAAAACCUAGCUGUAAACAAUGGUGUCGACCAUUCUCCGUACACAGAAAAAAAAAAAAGUAAAACCGUUGUAAAUGUAUUGUAAUACGCUUGAUGUUCUAUAAAUAAAAUUUUCUGGUCGUAAAAAAACUUCCACGCCGAAACAUCUAAAAAAAUAAGCACAUUAUAAUAAGUCUCCAAAGCAUAAUAUAGUACCAUCAUUAUAUAACUGAAUUUUUUUUUCUUUUUUUGGUCCAAUUUCUAUAUUGAAAUAAAAGACAAGAAACGUAAAAUUAUUUCUAUAAUUGCCAUAAAGUCGGACAAUAACUCUAUUAUAAAAAAAGUUAAAAAUUAAGUUAUCAAGUUACUUUUUAUGGGACUUUUAACUUGAUUUCAUUAAAAUUUAAGAUAUUUACGAAUUUUUUGCAUAAAGAAAAAUAUUUAAAUACAUACCUAAAAAAAAUUCCUAUUUUUACAUAAAUAUCAGAAAGGCAUGUGGCCUAUGAGAUAUCCACAUGGGUCUUACACACACGUAUAAUGUAUCACAGAAGUAUGCCUAUUAGACUACAAAUAAGUUUAUGGGUAAAAUGAAGGGUAUAAUUUUUUUUUUUUUUAAAGUAACUUUUAACUAUUUAGAUAAAUUAUCAUUUUCCUAAACAUAUGUAGGUAUCUAUUUUAAUAUAGUUAAUUAUUUAUAUUUGAAAACUAAUUAUCUAGUUAGUUUUUAUUUUAAAGAUUAAUUCUUUUUUUUAAUUCUUAAUAUUCAAAUUAGUUUGUUGCAGUUCUCUAUACCACUUUAUUGCACCUUAAUUAUUUUAGAAAUUUCUUCCGUAAAACCUAUACAAAAAUAAAAAUAAUACCGAGACCGCAUUAAAAUGUUUGCACAUGGCCUCAAGUUCCAUUUUUUCCAAGCCAGACGUGAUAAAACAAAAUUAAAAUCAAACGCAUCAUCCGUUUAAUUCCGGUGUUUCCAGAUCAGGUGUUUGGGACUCCUGUCGAUGCCCACGUUUUUCGACAAGACCGGUCAACGGGUACUGGUGGCCAUGGUGUUCGCGUACAUAAUGGCUGGACCUUUAAAUAACAUGAUGCGAAACGGUUCCGAAGUGCUCAGAGUGUUCACCUGCUCAGGGGCGCUGGUGUACAACUUAACCAAAAUCCGAUACGAACUCAUGUUCAAACCGUUCCAGGAGGCGCUAUUUAAACUAAAAGUAUGAUUUACACGACUGUAAAAAUAAUAAUUACCGGCAAAACGUCAAAGGUGGGUGAUAAUCAAUUAUUUUGUUGUAAAUUAGCGAACGUAAUAGCAAUACAACCAUUCAAAUAACUUGACUUUUUCACUUAAAUCCCGUUAUUUUUAUAACGCAAAAAUAUUGAAAAUAAUAAUAAAAUAUGCGAAAACUUUCAACCACGCAAACAGUUUAUAAUUUCAGAAGAAAAUCUGUGGUGAAAUGUUUUGAAACAUGAAUGUCUAAUACUGUAUAACCUUUCAUUAAAUGUGUUAAAUGAUAGGAUUUAUUGUACUACUACUAAUACCUGUAUACCAACAAUUUGUUUAAAGACCUGUUAUGUUGACAAAAACUGUUCAUAUUAUUAUAGUUUAUAACUUAUUAAAAUUAGUGUUUGAUUAAUUGACCUUUCACCAAAAAAAAAAAAAAAAAUUAUUGCAUAUUUAUAAUUGUAAUUUUAUUUGUAAAUAAUCUAAAAUUACCGAGCAUGAAAAUUCACAAACAUCGAAUGUUUAAUGUAAUUGUUUGUUAAAAACAUAAAACUUUUAGUGCAAGGUCUGUGAUUGAUAAAUCAAUGUUUAAAUAUCUAAUAAGUCAAAUUUGGACCCCUAAUUUUUAAUUAAUUGCUUAGUUUUAGCUAAGGGUCCAAUACAAAUUUAAUGAAUCAAUUGAAAUUUAUUAAUUCACUAGCAUUCUAAUAAAAUGUUUAGUGAAAUUUUAUUCAGCCAACUAUCUAUUUAUCUAUUUUAAGUUUUAAGUGUAGCGAAGAAUGUAUUGGUUUUACUAAGAUGUUUAAUUUUUUUUUUUAUAUAUCGUGUACAAAAAUUCUACCAGAAAUCUUACUCAGAUAUAUACACGCGUCACCAUUUCUGAAAUAAAAUGUUGUCCAGAUGGUACUUUUAGUAUGUCAGUUUUUCAUUUUCCAAGCGAUUUUCGUAAUAGCUAGGAAAGACCAAGAUAAAACAUAAGAAAAAAUUUACGAAAAUAAUGCUUUUAUUAUUUUUUAAUUUUGUUAUUUGAUUUUAUUUAGUUAAGAAUAUUCAUAGACACUUAAAAUUUAAACAGAAAACUUAUAUUUGCCUUUUCUAGACGUGGUCAAAUUUUCAAAAAAUAUAAGCCAUAUUUUAGAUAUUUAUAAACAUUUUAAUUUUGCGAGUUUCAUACGUAAUUUUUAUUCGAUAGGUACUGUACCUACUCUGGGGUAAAAUUGUUAGAUAUAAAAAAAAUGCUUGAAAAUUUAACCGAAGGUUCAUUAAGAAUCUGACUUUGUGGUAAAAAAAAGAAAAUUUGAGUUUAAUGUAGUUUUUUUUUUAUAAAGAAAUUUUAAUAUUAAAUUUUGACGAAAAUCAUUGAGUAAAAUAUUAUGUGGAACAAAUCUAAUUUUUCAAUUAAUAUUUUUUUCUAUUUUUUUGAAUAAAUAUAUAUUACCGAUUUAAGAACGAUGAUAAAGUCAGAAUUGAGUGGACUGGCGAAACGUUUCGAAAUUAUAGAUUUUUUAAGUUCUGAUAUUAUGCGGAUAUUAUAUGCUAUGUUAAAUAACUAAAUAUUUCAUCUGUAAAGUAUAAUUGUCGUAGCUGUUUUCAUCCUAGGGUUCACAAGUUCUUGAACCCGCGUUUCAAGGAAAAUUAUUUGCAUUUUUCCCCCUUUUAUCUAAAUAAAUGCAUUUUGGGUGUAUCUAGAAACCCAAGCCAUCGCUCGCUCGAACUAUUUUAAUCGCAAAAUACCCCUUGAUUUGCUAUGCAAACUUUUCUACCAAAAAUCUUGUCUGUCUGUCUGUCUGUCAAUUUUGUCCACAUUUUAGCAAUCUACACUGAAUAAAACGAUGCAUUUUGGAAAUACAUUUACCAUUUUCCAAUAAACUUAAACAAUCUUCCAGUGGUUUAAAUACGUCCCUUGUCUUAUAAUAAUCCCCAAUAGUAUAGUUAUAUAUUUUCGCCUCCUAUCUUGUUAUGCCAUGCUCUCUCGCUGGAUUAGAAGAAAAUGUUUCCUUUAGACGUGCAUCUGGACAGUUGAUAAAGUCGAUAAUAUGGUUUCCGAUCUGUUUGUUGACUCCGGGACUGGUAAUUUGGUACACAAAUUUGUUAUACAUUUUAACUCUGGCAUUCGAAUUUAGCCAUGUUAAACAGUCUAUACCAACUGUUUUGUUAUCAUCUACAAUUAUAUUGCUGCCAUCGUCGUACUCUCCUCGGUUACAAAAAUUGUGAUUAUCUGUUAGAAAACGAGUCAUUUCCGUUUUGUUAAAUACGCCUACAAAAUCCUGCGCAAUAUCGAAUCCGUAAGAUAGUGAUUGUCGAUUCUAAGCUUUGCUAAUAUUUCUGGAAGUUCGUCUAACAAAUCGUCCAAUUUAACGUCUGCCAGUUCCACUUUGUACGGAACAGCUACGGGAUUUUUAUAUUUUUUAUUUAUAAUUUCCAAAUCUUCCUUUCCAAUAACUUGUACAAUUCUUUGGUCCAUUUUGUACGUAGUAUCCAAACGAUAAGGUAAUUUUGCUUUUACUCCGUGUAACACGAAACGAAAGCGAUGAGAAAACUGGAAAAGACGAGUGCACGGGUUUGUAGUAAAAUCACUACCGACGAUCGGAUCGAUCCCAUUCCUACAAAAAUCGGUUUACGUUCGCAGAAAGAAUUUGUGCAUGAUCGGACAGGAAAACCGAGAACAAUACGUUUUCUCAUACAGGUCCUUACAUGCAAGAAACACACUGUGCACGCUGCUGACUAUAUAUAAACAUUUUUUCGUAAUAGAUUCUCGGAACGAUACACAUGUGUAGAGAGUCCAGAGGUCCGUUGUCGCCAACGAUUAUAUUUCGUAUUAUGCGGGAAAGAGGAGACGGGGGUUUUGACGACGGUUAUAUUCCGUAUAGGUAACAAAUCGCGUACGAGUAAUAUUAUUUCGUUAAAAUAAUCAACAGAGAAUGGACGGCGUGUGUGUAACACACAGACGGGGAAGAUAUACUUCGUAUAGGUAUACGAAAUACUUGCUAUGUAUAAGAUACGCUGAAACAUCAUCUUGUGAUAACAGUAGGUAUACCGAUAUAUGUAUUCAGUAUAUCUUGUAAUAACAGUAGGUAUAAUCGUGAUAAGAUAACCUUGAUAAGAGUAACCAUAAAGGUAUAACGAUAAGUAUAACAUGUGAUAACAGCAGAUAUAACCGUGAUAACGGUAUGGUAAUAACGUCGAAAGUAGGCGUGACCUAAAUGGUCUAUGAUGAAAUGGUGGGCAAUUCGGGCGGCCAUGGAUUCGGGCGGCCAUGUAUUAGGUAUAGCACUUCGUCCUUGCUCAUGCUCCUGCUCCUGAUCCUGGGGUAGAACCGGCUAUUUUAUACUACUAUCCGCCCUAACCAUAAUAUACUUUAAUCUUUGAUAUAGUAUAUUCCGCAAUGAUUAAGCUAUUAUUGUUAUUGCCAGGAAAAAAAAUAUAUAUAUAAUAUAAUACACGCGUUGGUUUGAUCUAAUUCAAUAUAAUUCUGCCUUAUAUUUAUUAUGUUUAUUAUGCGCGCCAUAUUUAUUACUUUAUAAACGAAUAUCCGGGCACUGUAUAGAAAAAAAAAAAACCGGACGUUAACCGUAAUAACCAUAUUUCGUCGGAACGUGUACUGUAUAAUGACUAAUAAAUCACUUAUUGAAUCGACCCGACCGCACCGAAGGAGGGAAGAAAAUAAGUUAUCCCUUAUAAUAUAUUCUUAUAUAUAGCGUAAAACUUGAACUUCGGCAAUCACGUGCUGCACAGGGUGACUUGAUGGAUCACUUCCCCACUUCCACGUGGGCUCAUUUGUUUCUAUAUGUACUUGAAUAUAUUAUGAAAAAAAUGAUUUAAACUCCACGCCAAUAAUUACAUUAUUUUCACUUGUCUACCAUAGUUAAUAAUCUCAAUAUAUAGGUAUUCAAACAAUUUACCUACAAUGUAUACGAGCGAAUAAUAUGAUGUUGAAAAUAUUUUUUUCUUUGAAAAUAAAUUUAAUGUAUUAUAAAUAUUAAAAAAAAAAAAAAAAGCCUCUAUAAAAUCGUAAUUUAUUUCACGCAAAAUUUUGUUCACCAUAGACAAAUUUAUGUAUUUUUUUUUAAUUUGUAUACAUACGUCGAUGUAUUUUUAAAUACAUAUUAAUAAUUAAACAAGUUAAGAUAAAAAAAUAUAAAAUGUACGAAAUUAAUACUUCCGAUACAAAUCUUAAUAUUUAUACAUUUAAGUAAAACGACGGGUUGUCUUCAAAAUUCUAUUUUUAACGGCAUUUUUUACAGAAAGUGUUUUACCUCUAAAACCGAUAUCAAAAGUCUUUUCGUUUGUUUUAUGUGGACUUGUGUGUUUACUGUAUUACCAGUUAGAAAGACUAAUACAACCAAUACGACACAUACUAAAAUUCAGGAGAAAAUAUAGUAUUUAUAGUAUUGAAACCCAAGAAACUUGGACAAUGGUAAAAAUUGUAAUAAUUUUGAAUAAACUCAUAAUUUUUUCAAAUUUGGCAUAUUAUAGUACAUUAGUAUCUAAAUAUACUAUCGUUGCUGUUAAUGUUAAAAUAACACAAAUGUAUCGGUUUGCAUCCCCGUGGUCACCUCCGAUUCUGUGUCUGUCGUUUUCAACAAUUUAAUUGCAAAACCCAUUAUUAUACAUUUGCCUUUAAUCCAUUAGGUUAUUUUCCUCUUAUUGAUGAAAGCGUGUAUUUUAAAAAUUAAAUAUUAUUUCAUAUAUAUGUAUACCUAAUACAAUUUAUUUAAUCAUAUCUUAACGUCACCAAUUUGCCAUUUUCCCCCUUAAACACAAUAUUAUAGGUACUUAUAAAAAAUAAGAAAAUAUUAUGCACAUUUUUCUACAGAGACUAAAACGUAUCGUAAAAAAAAUUAUGAUUUAAUAGAUUUUUAUGUUUGUUUUCGAAAAAAUUUAAAAAAAACUUCGGUAACAAGUAUAAUACUAUAGAAGUACAGUGUAAAGAAACAUGUCUUAAACGUACAAUGUGAUAACGUUUUAAAAUGUGUACGGUAUAACGAUAUCGUAGUAUAGUCUCUUAGGAAAUAGAAUAGCAAAAAAUAAAAAAUAUAUUUCAAGAUGGCUCUUGGCCUGAAUGCCUAUUGAAUAAUGGGUUUUCCGUUGUUCGCACUACCCACACUGUAUAUUAGAUAAUACGAUUAUUUUUUUUUUUUCCGGACGGUAAAAUUUAUUACGAUAUUUUUAUUAUUCCGUCUAAGAAACAGAGAAAAAAUUCAUCGUGUUGAGAACGUAAAACGAAAACCUAAAUCGUAAAAAAAAAAACACGAUCGCGUAAGCUUAGGAAAAGCCAAAUAAUACAAACCAAACAUUAUAUAUUUUUACACUCUCGUAUUUCGUAAAUUGUAAUGAUACUCAAAGGCCGUUUUAUUUGUUUUUUUUUUUUUUUUAAUAAUUUUAUUUCCUGAGUACUCAAAAACUACAAAACGUAUACUGGAUAUUUACUCAUAAUGUAUGACUAUGAACGAACCAACCUGUAAAUUAUAUUACCGUAUCGAUUAUUCUAUAAAAUUUUUGAUUUUCCGAAGAAAUGAAACAGACGGCAUCAAAAUUCAAUUUUAAAGAAAAAUUAUUUUCACCCGUUCUCAUGCCAGUGGUAGAAUUCGUGUCAGGGGUUACCGAUCAUUAUUACCUAUAACCUAACCUUUUAAGGAGUUUUACAAAAUAUAAUCUACUUUUUGCCACAAACUUGAUAAUAUUCCAAGGAAUUGAAGUGUCCUAAAUGUAGACCUAAAACUUACUACUUACCUAUAGUCGAUAGAUGAAAUUCACCACGAGUUUAGAUAAAUUAUAAGGGAAAUAAAAAAACUUAUUACCUAAUUGUCGGUCCAAGGAAAUUACUAAUUUAGUGUCCUAAACGUGUAAACCUAAAACCUAAUCGAUCAAAAACUACAACUACCGAACUCCUAAACGGUCUGUAAAUUUGCGUCCUGUGCUGGAGCUUAAUAACUAUGCCGUUCUGAUUUCGAAAAUAAUAUUUUAAAUUUAAAGCGUGACCUUAAACGGAGCCUGAUUAAAUAUCUUAAAACUUUUUUGUGUAGUUUUGUCCAAACAUGCAGAAUAAUAACAAUAAAUAAUACUCGAUUGCUCUCGUUACAUGAAUAUACAUAUAUCAGAUAGAUGUUAUCCGACAACGAUGUCUUACAACUAUCCAUCGAAAUGUCUACUUAAAAACGAUCACACUUAUAAUGUUAUUCUAAUGGCUUUAGAUGAGAAUCGUUUUUUGCAAAUUAUUAUAAUAAUUGUGAUGUAAUGCGAUUUUAAAACUUAUAACAAUAAAAAUAACGUAACAUUAUUGCAAUUCAAUUUAAAUUUUAAAUAUAUUUGUGAAUCAACCUUUGAUAUUUUAAUCAAACAAAUUAUUAUUUGAAUUUGAUUACAUUUAUUUUUAGUUUUUGUUUUUUUUUUCACAUGAAUUUAAUGAAUUUAAUUUUGAAUAAUAUCACAUUAAGUUGAUUUCAAUUUUCUUUUAAUUAUUAUCACACUAUAUUAAAUUUACAAUCUAUAUACUAUUUGAAUAUUAAAAAUAGUACCAUAAUAUAAAUCUCGAGUGACAAAGAAGAAGUUAAUUUCAUAAAACAAUUUUGAAGGUUUAAAUGUCACAAAAAAAAAAAAAAUUAUAAUAAUAAUGAGAACAAAUUACGGUACUAUUAUGAGAUUGCAAAAAAAUAACGAAAAAUCAUUAUACAAGAAAAUUAUUAAAUAAAAUUACUUCAACCUUUGAGACCAAAGAAAUAACUGUAAUAUUUUAGUUUUUUUUUUUAACUUUAAUGUAUGUAGGAGUCUCACGUUUAAAACAGGUACAACUCCAUAUUCUCAAGAAAUCCCCAUGUGUUUUAAAUUGAUCUAUAUAACUAUCGUUAUUUUCAAACAUGACAUACUCCAGCUUUAAUCAUUUUCUCUAUGACAAAUGACAACAAUUUUAUAAAAGCCAAAACAAUUUCGCAAAAUAUCUGGUAAAAAGUUGUUCACUGGAUUAAAAAGGGCCAUAAUAUUUUUUUGCUAAUACCUAAAUUCCUACAUUUUUCCGUCUUCCUCCGUUUUUUUCCCGGUUUUUCACUUAAUUGAAAAAACACCUAGCAAAAUCAAAAUUUGACCUACCUAAAGUACCUCCUCAGUCAGAUUUCUUUUAUAAAAAAUGCUAUCAUUGUAAAUCGGAGCAAAAUUACUGGUAAAAAAAUUGUCCACAGAAAAAUAAACUAUUUCCCUUUUAUUAGGAAAACUGCUAAGGAAAUCAAAAAAUUGACCUUCCUAAAAUACUACCUAAAGAAAAUUUCCUUGUAGAAAAAAGAAAAGUAUAUAUGAGUAAAAAAAAAAAUAAUAAAAAAUUGUCACGGGCAACGCCGGGUGGGACAGCUAGCAUAAUUUAUUCCCAAAUGAAUAUUAUAUAGAAUUCAAAUUUUCGUUUUUUAUCCAUUCCAAAGUUUUUUUCAUAAAAGAAACUUUUUUACGAUCAUUAUUAUUAUUAAUGCGUUUACUCCGAACUGCGUAAUAUUUUGCGAAAUAUAAUUCCAGAAAUACGUAUAUAUAUAUAUAUGUAUAUACAUAGUAUAAUAUUUACAAUAAUACAUAUGAUGUCCAUUAAAAAAAAUAAAAGGUGAACAAUUCAGAAUAUUAUAUCAAAUUGUCAUAAUAAUAAAUUAUUAUAGUAUAAUGCUAAAGACUUUUUAAACAAUCAAAUAUUUUCUGAAAAAUAAUGUUUAAUACCUGGGUAUUCUAUUUUUUUUUUUUUUUUUUAAUUGGAUAUAAUUAUUAUUAUUAGGUCACUAAUAUUUUUUGUUUUUUUAGUUAAUUCGCUUAAAUAUGAUUAUUUUUCAUUUUAAUGUAAAAUAAUUAUUUUAUUUUAUUUUUGGUUUUUCUAAUAUUGUCUCGACAAUUAUUGUCAUCAGUGGCGACGUGAAUAGAUAUUCUAUGAAGCAGCUGCUUAGAUCAGUGGGAUGGCAUAUGUGUGCUAAUUUAUCUUAAAAUUAUGUUUAUGAAAAAAGUUAAAUAUAGAAACAUCUAAAAUAUCUUUGGUUACAGUUCCUGAUUCUUCUGUAUUUAUUUCGUUUGAAGUUUUUGCAAUUAUACUUAAACUACUUCGAUGAAAAAAAACUUCACGCCACUACUAAUUGUUAUCAUUAUCAAAAUAAUAGUAUAUUAUUUUAUUGUCUUAUUUGUAUCUUUAUCUUCUUAACUAUUUUAAAAAUACAAAGUAUAUUUAUUUGAAUUACGCUAUCUUGGUAAUUCACAAAAAUUUUAUAAUUAGGGAAUUUGUUUAUAAACCUUCGCAUACUUUUAAUAAUUAAACAAAACAAUUUAAAUUCAUGACCUAUUGUUUCUAUAUAAUAUAAAAUAUUUUUAAGGAUUAAUGUGUACAUUUUUAAGAUAUUUCAAUAUAUUUUUAUCAGUAGUAUGAUUAUUUUUUUUUUUUUUUUUAUAAGUAUAUUUCAGUAUUUUUAUAAAUCCACAUUUUAUGGUUUUAAUGCAUAUUCAUAUCUGUCCUAGUCAUAUUAGAUAUCUACAUUUCGUAUCAAAAAAUUUGAAUUUAAUAUUUUAAAAAAACAUACCAGAACACUAGUUAUAUAAAUAACUUGUCCUAGACCUAUAUAAUAUCUUCUAAUUCCUAUAAUGUUUUGAAUUUGAUAAUUUUAUUUUAAUUUUAAUUACUUAAUUAGAACAAUAAUUUUAUGAAUUUUUUUUUAUCUUUUUAUUUAUUUAGAUUAUCUUUAUCUUUUGUCCAAAUAUAAAUAUUGCUUAACGUUCCCAACGCCGAUAGCUGGUGCGCAUCUAAAUGACCAAUAUUUUCAAUCAGUUGAUGUGCUACACGUCGAUAUUUUCUAUACUAUACGAGUAUUACAUUCACCUCUCUAAAUAAUAUGUUGAUAAAAAUUUGAUCGAGUUUAUGCCAAAAGUUGUAUCGUAAUAUUUUCAGUUUUCGCAAUUUAUGAGAAAACACUUCACGUUUUAUAUCACGCCCUUUAAUACCAUCUAUGUCUAAUAUUUGGUCGAUUUGACAGGCUACACUGAAUAAUACCAUAAUAAUAUUAUAUAAAUAAAGUAUAAUAGAACUCUCAAAGCACUUCGAUAUUUCCACAAAAAUCUUUUUUUAAAUUAAAAACAAAUACGUCGUUGUAAAAUAUAAUGCGAAUUACUGCUCGCACCUUUAAGUAUCACACCUAACCGAAAUAAUAUAUACGUUACCAUCAUCUUCCGUUCUUUAAAUAAUAUAAUAUUUGUCUAAUAAAAUACUAUAGGUUAUUAAUGUGUCUACAUUUUAGUGAUCAAACCAGAAAAAUGUCUCAUUUAUUAUAGUGUUAAACACAUGUUGAACUAUUUAAGUAGGCUAUGGAUUUAGGUAUAAAAUACAAGUAAUAACACGACUAUAUGUUUAUAUAAUACAAUGUAAUAUAAAUAACAUAGAAUUGGACUACAUCAGGGACUAUAGGUACAUUGUACACUAUACAGUGUACAGUAUGAUGUUCUAUGAACGAGCAGUGUCCGUAUGCUGAAAGGUCCUUCUUUUUAUUCUACCUUUGACGUAACAAACGUUUAACAACCGAUAGUUGUAUCAAAAUAGUAAUUGUAGUUAUAAGUAGUACAAGAUAUGCACUAAUAAUCGGUGCACACACAUGCUUACAAUGUUAGAUUACUAAUAAAAUAAUUAAUUGUAUAUUUAAACAAAAUAUAGAAUAGCGCUAAAAUUAAUCAAUGCUAUUUAACAAGAUCAAAUCAAAUUUAAAAAUAAAAGAUCUCCAAAAAAAAAAAAAAUGUAUACUAGAAACUUGAAAAAGGACCUUGAUAUAAAUAUUUUUAAUGUAAUUCCUUAGAUACCUACUUAAAACUACACAUUAUUGUGAUAGUCAACUAUACAUGUACCUAAUAAAGUUUGUUUCCAUUGCAUUUUAUUUAUAUUUUUCCGAGUUUAUAUUAAUAAACAAUUGAAUAGAUACGUUACUUAAAGAAAGAAAUAAUUCCAAAUUAAAUCUAUAUGUCUUUAAUUUCAAAUGUGUAUAUUAUGUAAUAUGUAUAGUAUACUGUGUAAAUAUAUAAUACUUCUCUAAAAUGUAAUUUCAAUUGACCUAAACAAGUAAUCAAUACAAAAAAACUCACCGAUAUUAAUUUCCAUUAAAAUAUAGAACGUCCGACUGCGAUUUAUUAAGUAAAAAAACAUCAACUAAAUAGCUGGUACCCGAGAAAAAAAAUUAGAAAAGUUUUAUUUUUUAUUGAUGCACGAAAAAUUGUUAUGUCUUUUAAUUAAAAAUAACGAAAAACAUAAUAAUGUAUAAAUCCCAACUUAAUAAUUAAUUUAAUUAUGUGUCAAUAACUCAUUUUAGCGGUGGCACUGCAGCUGCUGCUGCUGGUGCUACUAGUAUCUAUAUAAUAUAUCUAAAAAUAAAUUUAAUUACCAAUAUCUACCCAAUAAACGUUACAGAAAAUAAUAAUAUAAUAUCAACGAAACGCCCGAAGCUUUAUUUUGUUUGUUGUAUACGGUAUACCUAUUUGUGCUGAAAGCCUGUGAAUGGAGCUUAUUAUAUGUCACGCGUUCUAUUUAUUUUAUUAGUUUAAGUAAAACAAUCUGUAUGUAAGAUUUGUAUUUUAUGUCCUCAGGCCGAAACUAAUGAGAUAAAAGAAAUCGUUAAUUCCAUUAAUGAUGUAAUCGAUCCCAUUAGCCAAGAAUUCGAAUCUGACAACGAAGACAUCACGGUCCGCGAAAGAAACGACUAUUUGGACGAUCAAAUGGUAGGUAUACCACAAUGUAUUGUUUUAUCUAUAUAUAAAUUCAUUCUCUGGAGAGAAGUCCAGGGUGUGUAAGAGGGUAGUGCAGGUAGUGCAUUAACUGGAUUAAUACGAAUGUAGUUCGUUAAAAUGAAACAACGAAUAUAGUUGUGUUUUAAAUAUGUACUGAGUAAUAAAUGCAAUCACUUACAUCAAGCCCGUAACCACCCCCAUUAGUGAAUUUUCGAAAUAUUUCUCUCUGAAAACGUUGAAACGUUAUAACUCUAAAUCGAGCUUAUCAACCUAUUAACGGUUCACUAAACUAUUACUGGGAGUUAUCAUUAUUUAAUGUCUAGAUAUCUCGUUUUGGAAGUUAGUACCAAUCGAAUGGUCGUCGUAACCAUGUUGUCAUCAAUCGCUAAAACAAUUAAAAGUUUUCACCGACGAGAAUUGAUUAAAAGUUUUGACGAAAUGUAUGCGUGACAUAGAAGUAUAUAUACAUAUCGUCGUAAUUUUUGAUUUAGGGACCAUCCAAAAAGGACGAGCACAUGAAAAAAAUGUACAAGAAACCGGAGCCAGAUGAAGUGGAGAAAAAAUACAAAGACAAAUUGCAGAGAAAAUGUAAAAGUAAGGAAACAAAUUCGAUGUAUAGGUUUUUCUCGAUCCUCCACGAUUGUGCAAAAGUCAGAAAUUAUUUACCUACAGCGUAGAUACAUAAUUUACGUUCGAGCAGAGGAAUAGAAAUUUUACACGGAUCGGAGGAAAAUGUCUAGUAUAAAAGUUGUUCACAGAAAGAGAAAAUAAAUUAUAAAAACAGACUAAAUUUGUUUAAAACCUGUACAAAUUUGGCUACACUCAGAAUGUAUAAAACCUAGUUAAGGAGCCGUUUUUUCUACUACAACAUAUUCACAAAACAUAGGUCAAGUUAGCUUAAUACUAAAUACACCGAAAAUCGGUACGAUGACGAGUGCAUUACUUUUAAUAUUAUCUAAUAAUCUAUUAAAAUGGAUUCGCACUAAUUAAAACAAAAUUACCCUACCUCUCGUAUAAUAUAAACAAACCGAAAAUAUAAUUUAUUAACAUUUCAAACGCUGAGCGUGGGCUGAAAAGGUUUUACCCCUCCUCUGAAAGUAACCCUGAACCACAUUCACGUGACGUAUAAUAUGAUAUGCAAAUGAAAUCUUGUUUUGCGCGAUCGUCAAACUCAUUUUUUAAAAAAUAUAUGUAAAACUUUUGGACGCGAAAACGAUUUUUGAAUAUGUAACUAUAUAAUGCGAUUUUUAUUAUCGUUCACAGACAUUAUCACCCGGGCAGAUAAUAAGUGCAAGGCAGCAUUUCAGCAGAGUUUCGACCAAUGUAAAGACUCGGUCCACUGGGCAGUCAGUUGGGCCCUGUGUUGGCCCAUGAAAGUCACAUUCGUCUGCAAUCUCGCACCACGUAAGUAAAAAAUUCAAUACAAAUAACAUUAAUUGUGGCGACUUUCUAAAUGUUAAACUACAUUUAUAUAUAUAUAUAUAUAUAUACAUAAUGUUAUAAUAUAUUAUAUGUGAGUGUGAGGGUGUAUAUUGCGGUUCUAGAAACACAGUGUUUGAAUUUGCCAACUUAAGUUACCGAAGUUAUACCCGACACACAUAAAUUCUACUUAGGUACACACAAGUUUAUUUCUUUAUUUCCAUUAUGCUAAGCCUAUUAUUUAGAAGUAAAUAUAAAAUAUUUAAACCGAUUUUCUUGCAAACAAUGAAACAAAAAAUUCUAAAAGUAACAUAGUUUUCUAUUAUAUAAACUAGAUGUAUUAUAUUAUAGGUAUAAAAUUAUGUUUGUGUUUUCAUAAUAAUAUGUAAGCUUGACGAUUAUCAAAUAAAAUUAUAACGUUUCUAGAUUAGUUAUUAUUAUGAUCGUAUCUCGUAUAUUUUUCGAAUAAUAAUAAUAUUUAUUUACACAUAUUAAGAACAAUUGCCCAAGGUACAGUUACAUAAAGGCAAGUUGAACAUAAUUUAAAAUUACAUUAAAUUAUUGUAAUAUAUAAUAUUAUUGGCUAAAAAGGUUCUCGUUUACGCAUCAUACGAUAAAUGGGGUGGUUAUGGCCAUAGUUGGGCCGUGGGGUGUAGAGGAAAGUAGUAGCAAUCAGAUAACCUGGAUGAUCUACCGGAAUCCUAAAAUUAACCUCAGUAAGAAGUUUAGGUGCAUUAAUGGAACUAUUUAUAUAUUUGUUAAGGAAAUGUAUGAUGACUAAUACUCUUCUAUCGAAUAAACUACUAAACUUUAAGUGGCGUAGGUUGGGAGAAUAAUCAUGUGGUUCAUGGUUUACUGUAAGACAAAAAGAAGCGAAAUUACACCGAACACGUUCAAAUUCGUAUGAGUUAGAAGAUAUAUAUUGUAUAUGGAUGCUAAACUACCAAAGAAUUAAGCCAUAUUCAAUUAUGGGUUUAACAAGAAUGCAGUAAAGGUCUUUUAAAGAAUAAGAUAGUUUGAAAUCCAUAGAGAUUCGUUUAAUAAACCAUUUUUGGAGACCUACAGGUGACAUCAAGGGCGUGUCCAGGGAGCUAAGGGGGCUAUUAAAUUUACAUUGUAUGAUAUAUAAUUAAAAAUCAAUAUACAUAUUACACAUUACACAUUUUGACACUUUUAAAUUUUGUUUACUAUCUAUAAUUCUACAUAGGCACAAUGGGUUGUUAGCCGCCCCCACAUACGAAAUUCCUGAUUACGCCACUGGGUGAUAUGCUCAAUGUGGGAAUGGUAAUCUAAAAUAAAAGUAAGAAACAUACCCAGAUCUUUAUUAAUAGACACUUUUUAUAUUAAUAUGUAAUAUUUAUAACCUGCAGUAAACUGUGGGUAGAGUAUUCAAAUUAUUUUUUUAAUACCAACGACUAUCGGUGCAAAAAAUUAGUCUUAAAAAUUUUAAAUGUAUAUCAGAGCCGAAUAUUUAUUUUUCAAAUUUAACUAGCAAAAUAUUACUACAUAUUAUAAACAGGACUUACAACUUUAAAUAUUUGCAUAUUUUUUUUAGUGAUCUCAGAUAUACUUAUGUGAGCAAUAAAUUUAUUUCGGGAAAUCACAAAUGUAUUAUACAGGCUGUCCGACGAAGUUAUACCUCUUGAAUAUCUCUGGAGAGAAUAAAGAUAAUCAAAUUCUGUUUUUUUUUUUUUAUAUAUAUAUAUAUAUAUUACUCACAGGAAAGAAGACUACAAAUAUGUAUACUUUAAUUAAUAUUUUUGUUUUAUUAAAACAAUUUUAAAGAUACCUUUAUUUUAUUAUUUUGAGAAAAUUUUAAGAUAGUCAUUCUGUAAAUAUUAUUUUUCUGAAAAUUUUAAUGUAUUACACACUUAUAUUCGAUGAAUAGUUUCUUAGUAACAGCCAUUUUAAAUUAAACUAAUCUGUUUGAAAACUAAUGUUAUCGCGUUACACAGUUAGGUUAUUCCUUAGAUAACAUCGGUUUUUACACAGUCCUCUUCCUUGCGAAUAUUAUAUAAAAAAAAUAAAAAAAAACAGAAUUUGAUUAUCUUUAUUAUCUCCAAAGACAUUCAAGUGGUAUAUAUUCAUGGGACAGCCUGUAUGCUUGGCAUUAUUACCAUUGGCUUCAAAAUAUACUUAAUAAUAAGAAUAAUUUCAACAGUCUUGGAUAUCUACAUGUAAAUUAGUUUCUAUUAGCGUCUGCUAAUAAUGAUUAAACUGAUAUGUAUAAAUGUAUUCAAAAUUAUUUCUACUUACUUGUUAUGUACUUACAAUGAAUAGACUGGCAAAAAAAAAUAAAUAUUUUUUUUUCGUUUGAUAAACAAAUUUAAAAAAAUAAUUAUAUAAUAAUAUCGUGCGAUGAAAUGUGAAUAACAUGAUUAUUUUUUUAAAUGAUGGUUUUAAUACGUUUUUCGAGGGAAUUGGGAGGAGGCAGUUAUAUUGACCCAGUUUUUACUGUAGAAAUAAUAAUGUACACUCCAUGACUCCAUGUAAAGUAAUCCAAACAUAAUUAACAAACAACGAAUAUUUCCGCAAUGUUAAACUCAGUACGCGCCUACUUAUUAACAUAAUAAAGAAUUUUAUUAUACUUAUAUAAAUAUAAUACACUACCCGUUGAUUAUUAUUAUUGCAGUGUUUGGUGGUGCGGACGUUUGUAAUUCCGGAAAAUCGGUAAAUUCCGGUUUUGGCAAAGGAUACGUAUACUUGACAAAAUCCAAAGACGAAUUGAAACGAGAAUUCCUGCACGUAAAAGUCAACUACAAAUUGAACAAAAUGAAAAUAAUGGUAAUAUACAGUGAAGGCAAAGUUCUUGGUAACUCGAGGUAUCGUGAUUUAUAAAUCGGACAAGUCUCAUUCACUACCCAUCUAUUUAAUAUAUUAUGAAGUCUUUAAAAUCGAUUAAAACAAUAAGAACAAAUUAACCAUCGCAAACUAAAAACAAUUCUGAGCGAAGUUAUAUUAAGGUAUUAGUGGUUUAUUGAUAGAUCUAAAUUAAUUAAAAAUUAUAUUUAACUACAAAAUAAAUUAAAAUUAUUUAUGUUUUUAACUAGUUUUACCAUAAAUUUGAACUUAAAAUACAGAUAAAAAUAAAUUACGAAAUCGAUAACCACCAAAAAAAAACGAAUAUUUCAAAUAUCUUUUCUAUUGAUAACUAAAAAUGCACCGGAAUAUUUUGAAAAUUGUACCACGUCAACAACGUGGUAUAAUAUAAAUGUUCGAGAAAAAUAUCAAGUACCUACGAUUAGUUUUCACUGAAUCACAAAAGAAAAAAACAAAAUCGAAAUUAUUAAAUGACAUUUUUUUAGUAAAUGAGUAUUCCUGUUUUUCUGAAUUUUUAAGAAAAAUACAAUUUAUUAAAAUCAAAAAAAUAUUUUCCUCAAUUGCACUAACUACACAAAAUAUUCUACCAAAACCCCCGCACCCUAUUUUCGACAAUAAAAGAAAUAUAAUUUCUGGUCGUACAUUUUUCAACAAUAGAUAAAAUCAAAUCAUAGUAUAACCAAUGAUACCUCGCAUCUCUGGGAAUCUAAAAAUUUCGUUAACAUUUGAAAAUAUUCCUAUGUAUAAUAUUCGCGUAUAUUAUAUUUCAAAAAUCGCACGUAUUGUCUCCUUAUAUACCGUAUACACACUACAGUAUUAGAAUAUUGAAUUUUAAAUUUGAAUUUCAUAUCGGAAAAGAAUUCAUGCGAAGGCGGUAAUAAUAAUGGAUAUUUACUCUCCGAAUAGACAAGACAGUUUACGUUCUGAAAAAAAAACAGUCUCACGCAUACUAUCGGCUGCAUACAAAUCGCGUAGCAGUAUUAUAGUGAUAUACAUAAUAUUUAUAUUAUAUAUGUACAGGGUGAUUUUUUUUUAACUCGACCCAGCAAUUGUCUAUAUUACAUACGAAGAUUUCGAGAAAAUGUUCAAAUUUUGAUUUGAUAUUUUUUUUUCUUUGUUUAGUACCUCGUAGAAUACGAUCUUAUUUACAAUAUCUUAAUAAUGUUACCUUUAUUGUUCGUGCAUGUACCUACGAUAAACUCAAUGCCGAAUAUUGAUUUGAAAAUGUAGCAACCCAAGUUUAACUAAAUUUGAUCAUUUAACGAUUCUAUAAUCCUAAAGAAUAAAACAAAAUUCGCAAAUUUACUCAAAAACUUCGUAUAGAUAAUCGCAGAUUCACGACAGGGGAAUACCACCCUAUACAACGAUUCUGGUCUGAAUGUAUCGUUCGUAUAGAUAUCUUUGAUGAUCGUAAACACGAUAUAAAAAAUAUGCACAACGAAUGAAACGCAAAAACCUUUUCGACGAUACGCCAUUAAUAUGCUUACGGCGACAAACGCUACACAGACCGGGUGCGGUGCAUUCGUCUUGAAUCGAUUCGCAUCCAAAAUAAUACUACAUCACAUGCCCCGUUGUUGAUGACAUAAUAAUAAUAAUAUGUAUUAUCUCAUCGGACGGAAUGCGGAAAUAUAAUAUUUUGUUUUUUUUGCGCCUUCUAUAUGCCAUAUGCCUAACGACAAAAUCAGGCAACAUUCGAGAAGCAUAUUGAUUUUCGCUGCAGUUUUGUAUAUAUUUAAAAAUAAACACAUCCAUAUAGAUAAAGAUAGAUAACUAGCAACUUUUUUCUAGAUACAAAAAAAAUGGCUAUUUCAUUGCCUAUCAUUAAACUAAUAGCUAAAAGUGUACAAAUAUUAUGGUACACAUCUAGGUUUCAAAAAUGUGUUGUGUUUAAUAAAACUUCAUAAUUAAUUUACACACUGAAUUAAUAUGAAUUAAUAAUAUUUCUAUAAUACAUCAAUAUAUUACACUUUGAAUUGUCUAAAACAAUUUAUCUAUAGACGAUUUAAUUAUUUAUCUCGUGGGACUUAUUUUCAGUUUAUCUAAAUAAAAAUUAAAAAUACAAUUAUCCACUUUAUCUAAAUAAUUUAUUUGGAAUUCAGAAAGAAAAAACAUUUUUUAUGUUAAAAAAGCAUAAAUACAUUAGUUUAUUACAAAAAAUAUUGUAAAUAACGUAUUGAUUCGUAUUAUCAUUUUCUGACUCUGAACUUUUGAUCAAAGGCAGUCCACUAAAGUAAAUAGGUUUAUGCAAUACAAGUAUAACGUGAUACGUUAAAAGUACACAUUUUAUUAAAAUAAAAGUAUAUUUCUACUAAGCAGUAGAAAUAGUAGUACUAAGUAUAUACUUCAUAUAUUUAAAAAUGAAAAUAGACAGUUAAAAUAAAGGGGGGUAGGUGCAUUGUUAUUUAUUUAAAACGUUCGAAUUUAAUUUACUACCGUCUAUUCACCGGGAAUUUCCUUCAACGUGCAAUGUCAACCUGACAAAACCCCGUUUCUGACGUUUCUGUUUGUAGUUGAUUUUAUUUAUCUUAGCACUAAUAAUAUGUCAUGCUAACCCUAGUCGUGACGCACCUACUCGUAUCCAUUACGAGAUUAUAAUGUAAUAAAUGAAAAUGUAGUUUUCCGUCUAGACGCAAUAUAACACACUGCAGAUACAAAAGUUGUUUAAAUGUAACGUGAAAAUUCACUGAAUAUAUAGAAACACGUAGAUAUAUGAAGUUUAUCAGAAGUUAUAUUAGGGUAAAAAAAAAAAGUUAAGCAUAAUAAGUAGUGAUUUUAGAUUCGGAGAGAAGCGAGAAAUAUAUGGAUUUACAAUGUUUUUUUUUUCAUUUUUUAUUAUUAUUUGUGAACAACUUUUCUACGAGAAAUCUUGCUCUGAUUUUCAAAUAUAGUAGGUUAUUUUUUGAUUUUCCAAUCUUUUCUCAUAAAAUUUGAGAAAAAUGUAGAAAAAACAGAAAAUUUGCGAAAAUAAUACUUUUAUUAUUUCCAAUUUUGUUUAUUUGCCGUAAUUCAAUUUAAAUGAUUUAUAAAGACUUUAAAUUUGAAAUUUGAACAGAAAAUUUGUACGCACCUUUUCUAUAUUUAAUUAAAUUUUCAAACUAUUUAAACUAUUUUUAAGCUAUUUAUAAACAUUUUUAUUUUGCUCGUAAUUUUUAUUUGGUACUCUGUGGAUGAAAUAAUUAGACAAAACAGAAACCUUGAAAAUUGAACAAGAGGUUCAUUAUAAUUUCUACUUGGUGGUCAACAAGAAUAAUUUGAGUUUAAUGUAGUAUUUUAGAUUCUGAGUGAAGUAAAGGAAGCUUAUAGUUUUACAAAGAUGUUCAAUUAUUUUUUUCUGUGGACAACUUUUCUACCAGAAGACUUGCUCCGACUUAGAAUGGUAGCAAUUUUUUUUAAAAGAAAUUUCACUGGGGAGGUAUUUUAUAGAGGUUGUUUUUCGAUUUUCUCCGGAGUAUUCUCAGCAAAUCUGGAAAACUAAAAAAAAACAUGGGCAAACCAGGACAAAUUUAGGAAAACCGGGGAAAUCGAUAAAAUAUUAAACAAAUAAUAUUAAAGAAAAUAUAUAGAGCCUAUUUAAUUAUUUUACUAUAAAAUGGUAUAUAUAUUGUUUACAAAACAUCACUGUCAACUGAACUUCACUCAGAAUCGUUUUUUCGUAAGCAAUGGUUUAUAGUUGCUUAUAGAUAUACAUUAAAUUUCUUGGCAAUGGCUGCACCCGUCCCCAAUAUCCUAGAAUACCUUUUUUAAAAUAUUUGUUUUUUAUAAAAAAUGUAAUAUCAAAUUUAGACAAAAAUCAUAAAUAUUACGGGUUUUUAUAUAUAUACCGACUUGUUGGUUCAAACCUACAAAUAAUAGUUCAAUAAAUUUAAUAUUCUAUCAGUGUAAACCUAAAAUAACUAGUUUAUGAAAAACCACGACUUAAGACUAUUUAAUUGUGGGGUGAAUGUAAAAACCACGUCAUCAGUUGUUGAUCACAAAAAUUAAAAAUCGGACGUUAAUCAGGAUGGUUCCACGACAUUUAAUCCGAGAAAUAAUGUCCAGUGACAUAUCGACAUUUAAUCCGAUGAAAUUAUCGUAAUAUCGUAUGGCUUAUGAUUUAAAAUUCUGUAACUUCUAUACAACUGUGUAAAGCAAAUCAGAUAUUUCAAAUUGUAUCGGAUCGCUUUUCGUCAAACGUGUUUUAUAGCAGAUAUAUUUGCACCAAGUCAAUUGACUUGCCGCCGACAAGAUAAUACAACAGUACCAAUUAUAAAGGAUAUUCUGCACGUUCAUCGGUAAAAAUAUUGUCGUGAAUAUCGUAUUUUAUUUACGUACCCAAACGUGUUCUGUAUAAUAUACUUGACUACGUUAUAUACGACCUCAAAAACCCCAGGAUGGUUCCCGUGCGUAGAAAAACGAUUGGUGACCUAACCGUAAAAUCAUACCACGAUAUGAUAAUAUAAGACCUAUAUUAUAGGUGUGACGGAGGAAACCGGGUCAGGGAUUAAAACACCACAAUGGCUGCGAAAUGAUAUCAUUUCGCGUUAUUUAACGGUAGUCGUCGUUACAUUCAAAUCCCACACGUCGUCGUCGUCGUCGUCUCAUUUAGGAAUUAAGUUUUGACGUGUUUUGAUGGCGAGUAUACAUCUACCCCCGUCAUACGAUAUUAUAAUAUUAUAUAUAUACUCGGGAUUAACGCCUAUAUAUUUAUUACACGUACAAACACAUAUCUCACGGUUAGAUUAUAAUAUCAUAAUAAUAUACGAUCUGCCGAUGUAAUAAUACGAGAUGAGUAGGAUUAUCGUACCCCGCAGGAUUAACGCGUUCAUCGAUCUUGUUUUGUUGCCGAUGUAAAUUACAUUAAAAUAUUGUCUAGCCCGAUCAAUAUCGUGACGCUUUCGACGCGACCCGGGAUAUGGUGAUGGAUUUUGGCGAAAAAAGACGGGCGGCCGAAUUUGUGAUCGUGUGUAUAAGACGUCUGUUGGCCUUUUCGUUCCUCAAAAUCCUAUUAGAGUGAGUGUCAUAUGUGUGCGCAGUACAAAUAAUUCAAUAAUAAUUUUACAAAAUUUCUAACCGAUAAUAUUAGUUAUAUUUAUUAAAAGUAGGUAAUUUGCGAUGCUACGAACCGAACUUUAAAAAUCAAUUUCGUUGAUAAACAACACGAAUUUAUUUUUGGGCUAGAUUCUACGGCCAUUAUAUUAUCUGUUUGUACAAUGCGUUCAUAAUAAUAUUAAUAUCAAAUUUUUAUUAUCAAAUUACAAUUUUGGAUACAUAAAUUCAAUUUUAGAUUCUGAGCGUAGCAAGGAAGCGCUAUUGGUUUUAAAAUGCUGUUUAUUUUUUUUUCUUCUUUGUUCUAGACUUUGAACACGUUUUUUCCUAGUAAACGUGCUUAAUAAUUGUAUGAUUUUAGCACAUUACAUAAAGCUUAAGUUGUCUAGAUUGUAUUUUAAACAAAUCAUUUUUUUUGAUUUUUGACGCCAUUUAUUAAAUAAAAGUACUUAAAUGAGAAAAAACGUAGGAAAACGUAAAAUUUCACGAUUUCUUUGUUUUAUAAAAACACGGACGAAGUUUUUACCAGAAAAAAUGAUUUAAUGGAAAAAUCACAAGAAGAAUUUUUUUUAUUGUCUUUUUGAUUUACUUUUUUGCGGUAUCAUCACUAAAACUUUUGAGUCACUUUUGAGCUUUUAAAGAAUUUUAAUUUUUGGAAGUUUUUUACUGUAAUUCGGUUAUAAAUACACGUAGAGACUUGAAACUUACCAAUAAUAUUUAUAUUAGACUUUUCUAAACGUGGUAAAAUUUCCAAAACCAUCGGACAACUUUUUUUUUUUUUUUUAUUUUUUUACAAUGGUACUUUUUAUAUACUGUAGACCAAUUUUAUCCUAGAAAGCUUACUCCGAUGUAUGAGAGUAGCACCUUUUCUAAAAUUAAAUUUUAUCUAUUUGGUAAAUUUACAGGUCAUUAUUUGAUUUUCGAAUCGGUAUUUAAAACACAAACAUUGAACUGGGAAAAAAAUACGAUUUUUUCACGAUUUCGUUAUUUUAAAUAAAUACCUACCACGUUUUAUAGCACAAAUAUGGCUUCAUUUGAAAAACGACAAGAAACCUUUUUUUGUUGAAUUAUUAAUCUUGUUUUUAAUGAUGCAUUUCGUUUUUUUGAUUUUCGAAUUAGUUUUCAUAAAAAUCGGGAAAAAACGUAGGAAAGACGAACAAUUUCACGAUAUCAUUGUUUAACAUUAAUAUGGAAAACGUUUAUUAUUAGGAAAAUUGCUUUAAGAGAAAAAUGACAAGAAACCUUUUUUGUUUCAUUGUACAUCUUGUUUCUCAUGGUGCAAGUCGUUUUUUGAUUACAUACUGAUUCAAAAAAACCAAAAGAUGACGAAGUUGUUGUAAUUCAGUUAAAAAUAUUUGUAUAGGCUUGAAAUUUUAACAGAAUAAGUACUUAUAUUGACCUUUUCUAGACAUGAUCGAAUGUUUUAAACAUGAUUCGAUAUUAUUGAGCUAUUUAUAAUGAAACAUUUGACCCUUUCGAGUUUUUUUCGCACCUACAACUAAAGUGGCACACCUAAAAACCGUAUCUGCUUUUUUUUUUUUAAAACAAAAAAAAAAAGAUUGAUUCAAGUUCGACAUAAAGAUUUGAACAAUUCCGUUUGGGUCAAUUAAUCUUAAUUAAUAUAAUCGGCUUAACAUUAAAAGUCAAAGUUCGUAACACCACUUUAAUAUUAUAAUUAUUAUACUCGUUUUAUUUAUUGAAUCUCGUAUAGACAAUGUUAUUAUUGCAUUCAUACAUUACCCAAAUAUAUUAAUUUUGGCAUCAUAUUAUUAUCGUUCACAGUAGUCAGAAUUAUAUGCACAAAUAUCUGACAGACAUCGAACACGACAACAAGUACAUAACCAAGUAUUACUGUAAGAUUGAUAACCGGCGCAAAAAAUCCGGUAAACACACGUUACUACCGCUUAAAAAUACCGAAAAACACAAAAUGGUCGACUUGAGAAGUUACAGACUUAUGAAAAGCGAAUGCGAUAAUCUGGUGGGCUUAUGAUUGUUAUAUUGUUCUAUAUAUAGUCUUGGAAUUGCUUGCUUUUAAUUUCUGAUAAUUUGAAAACCGCUAUCGUUUCAGUGGAAAUCGGUAAUAAAAUUGGUGUUCGAAAUAAUUGCGGCCACGUCACUGGUAUUGUUGGACAUGAUAUUCUACGAGGCAUUGGACGUGAUCAGGAGACACGCAAAGAUCGAUUACUUUCAGACGGGUCAUCAUGAUUUGCAAAUCAAAGUAAAAGGCACCGGAAUGAUCGCCAACCUUCUCAGGAGUGUCUUGGACAGAUUUAAUUUCCAAAAGAACGUUACCGUUAACCUUAGCAACGAAAGUAAGUACUAACAGAUAUUUUUAAAAAAAUAUCUGUUUAGAAAAUUGGUUUCUAGUACCUACGUCCUCCAUACGAGUGUACGAAAAAGUGAUAAACGAGAAAAUUAUUUUUAAAACAUGCCUAGAUAAUAAGUUGAUUUCACAUUUAUGUAGAAAAUUAUUAAUCCAAGUAAAUAAUCAGGUGAAACUCCAGAAAGAGGUGCCGUAAGUGCACGUCCCCCACGUUUUUCUUCACGUCUUUUUAGUCUAAAUCAUCGAUACAACUAAUAGCCCAAGCCUGAUGAAUUUCUCCAUUUCCGUAAAAAAGUAUUUUUUAUUACAGAUGUAUUCCCUUAGAAAAGUAACAUAGAAAAAGGAUAGAUAAUCGAAUUUGUAUUAACUACUUGCAUAUACUAAUGUACUUAUAUUAUUAAUCGAGCCAUCUGAUUACCUCUGUAAAUUCCAAAAUACGAAAUUAAACACUUUUACCACGUAGUACUUUUUCGGUAAACGGAAUUUGUUUUCCACGCUAUUCGCCCGUUAAAAAUAAUAAUUACAAUUAAAUCCCAUCAACUGCACUAGGUAUAAUACUUAUCUACAGUUAUUUCUAAGACACGCAUCGAGAACACGUGUUUUUUUUUCUAUCAAAGACAACAUUGUGGGAUGUUUAAACUUCAAACACUCCCUUCUAUAAUAACAUAAUUAUAGUUCAACAAAUAAAUGCAACAAUUUAGUCGAUUUUUUUUUUAUGAAAAUAGCAAACUAAAUAAACUUCCAUUAAUAGCAUUCAACGCCCACUUUCCGGAUCUUAAGUUGUCAAUAUUUAAAGAAUAAAAAUUGUUUUUUUUCAAACUGAUUUAAGAAAAAGACAUUUUUAUAGAACUUUUUUUAUUACUACUAUUUGUAAAACAAAAAAAAACUGUUUAAUAUUAAAAAUGCAUAUAUAUAAUAUUGGAUACUAAUGGAAAAAACACGUUUAUGUAAAAAUAAACGAUAAGUCUUUUAAAAACUAAUUUUUAGAUUAAAAAACCAUUAUGAAAUUUAUAAAAUACAUUAUUUCUGAUAUAAACUCAUCGGUGUUUUUUCGAAUAUUAACUAACAAAUAACUAGUUAUUUAACAAAUAUAUAGAAUACGGUUUAUUUGUAUCCUUAUUCACUAAUGAAUUUAAUAUUUUGAGAAUAUCGUAACAAACCGAUAAGGUUGUCUGCAAAAUGUAACUAUCCGUAAAUCAUUUUUAAAAAAAAUGUUUUUAUCUAGAAAAUCACAGUGAAGGAGUGAGCACUUUUUUCUAUUUCGCGUGAAUAUGUAUAUUUUUUGAACAUAUUUCCCGAUUGUACAAUAAAUUUACCACAAUCUAUUAUAUCAUAUUGUUGUAACACGAGACUAUAGUUGUACAUUUAAACAGAUAUAUAGUGAAUUCGAAUAUUCUCGAGUUUUCAUUUUUUCAAAACUCUUGUUAAAAUAAUUUAUACGAAAUUCAUUCAAAUCUGAGCAUGCUACGUGUUUUAAAAAAAAUAACUGCACACAAAAUGCAAAUAAAAAAAAAAAAAAUAAAUGUCAAAAAUGAGUCUCCGAAUUACAUGUCAUAUACCAAUUGAUUUGACCAAAUUGCGUGCCGACCACGAUGAAAUUACAAUCGACUAUUGGGUAAUUGUACGAAAAAAUGUACAGCUAAGUGUAUAUUUUUAAAAUCGUGUAAGCUGGACAGUAAUUAAAAGUUAACAUUUAAGUUGUAGGUCAAUUUAUUUAAUACAUUUUUACUUAACAAAUUUAAAAAAAAAGAAUUUUAAAAAUAACUCGUGGAUAAUAACUUGGGUAAUAAGUUAUUUUAAUAGAUAAUUGUAACUUAAUCUAGUUAUUUGUUAUUUACGAAUAUUUUGUAUAAAUCAAUUAUAUAAUUAUGUUUUUGUGUUUAAUUCUCGACGAAAAUUUUACGUCAGUGCAUGUCAAAUAAUUUUGUCAUGAGAGAUGGGGGGAUUAAGAUAAUUUUUUAAAACUAUUAUUAUUUACAUAAUCUUUUUUAUAACUAUGAAGAUAUAAUAUACAGGGUGAUUUUUUAAGUGUGCUUGUCCUAUUUGUAUAGUUAAAUUAUGCAUAAAUUCAAAUUCAGCUGUUUUUGGAAUUUUUAAAUACAGUGACCGACGAUACUUUUGUAUACUUAGAUUUUUCACAACAUUUAAGGACUAUCCUAUGGUGAUGAAAACUUUGGUUUUUUAAAUGAGAACGUAUAUUUUGAUGCAAAUGAAGAUUUUUUUAAAAAAAAAAAAAUUGUUGACGUAUUGUAAUCGAAAGUUGAACAAAUUGUUUCUGAGAUAUUCUGCUUGAAAUACUAAGUAUAAUAGUGUUUUACGAGGAUUAGAUACCAGCUGUUUUAUGUGUAUAGGAAAUGUCUUGUUUUCAUUCGUACAGUUAUUAUCCUUUAGCAGGGGCGGGUUGGACCACCGGGAAUUCGAGAAUUUUCCCGGUGGGCCGUUUCUUCAAUUAACUAUUUUAAAAAGUAUUUAUAUUAACAAAUUAUGCUGAAAUACCUAUACAUUUCUUUCGAGGAAAUAUUUUUUUUACUAAUGGUUACCUGAGUCGAAAUAGUUAUUGGUUUGUUUAGAUAUCUGGAAAUUAUCACGGUAUUCAGCUAUUUGGUUGUUUUAUUUAUCUGUGGUACAUUCAUUGGACUCUAUAUGACAAGGUUUACCUAACCUAAUAUAUACAUAUAUAGGGUAUUUUUUUUUUUUUAUCAUGAACCAGCAAUUAUCUAGGAGGAUUUUAAGUGAAUUUGAUUUCUGUUUUUUCUAUUUAUUAUGGAAUCGUUUAAGCUUUAUUUUAUUUUGGAUUCUGAGUGAAGCGAAGAAAUGUAUAGUUGUACAAAGAUGUUUAUAUUAUAUAUUUUUUGCCUGUGUACACAUUUUCUACCAGAAUCUUGCUCCACCACUUUUAAGUGUAGCACCUUUUCUGAAAGAAAAUCGGACCGAGGAGGUACUUUUGGAAGGUCAAUUUUUUGGUUUUCUCAGGAUAAUCUUACCACAUUUCAAAAUAUUAUAGAAACAGCCUUAGAUAGAUCUUCAUCAAUAAAAUGUAUUAAUUUAAAAGAUAAAAGAUUGAAAGAAUAGAUGUCAAAAUACUUGCUAUACUCAGCUCGUCGCAAGCAAUUAAUUUCUUUAAAAUGUAAAAACAUCCAAAUAACAUUAAACUAGCAGCCUUGCAGCCUUCUAUAAAAAAUAUAAAAGUAACUUUACACAAUUAUUGACACUUGCGAAGAUUAUUUUUAUAAGAAUAAGUUUAAAUCUGUGUUUUCUAACUAUAAGUUAACCUAGAGAUGGUUUAUGAGGUAUCAGGUACUAAAACUAUAAAUGUGGAUAAAGUAAAACUAAUAUAAGCGAAAGACAAAACUUUAAAUGUAAAAGAUGAUCUCUUAGAAGCCAAUUUGUUCAAUAAUCAUUUUAUAAAUGUAGGCAAAAAUUUGGCUAAAAAUUGUAUCGGAAUCAAUAAUAAUACCAUUAAUAUAGUAUCUGAUAAUUUUAACAUCGAAUCUUUUGAUACGAUUUUUUAAAAAAUAUGAAGAUUCUAGAAGUACAAACAGUUAUAAAUAACUUUAGAGAUGAUACGGCUACUGGGUAUGUAUGAGUAACAAUGAACAUUUUAAAAUGUAUUUCUGAGUUAAUUUUAAAUACACUUGUAUAUAUAUAUAAUUUGAGUAUCAACAAUAGUAUAUUUCCGGAUAAAUUUAAAUUAUCAAUUAUCAAACCAUUAUUUAAAGGAGGUGAUCGUAAAAAUAUGAGUAACUAUAAGCCGAUUUCUAUGCUAAUAAAUUUUUCAAAAAUAUUUGAAAAAAUAAUAAAAUCAAGAUUAAUAUCAUACUUAGUAUGAUAUUCAAAUAAAUAGUUAUCUUAAUAUAAAUAUGUUUUUAGACCAGGUCUGGGUACUGAAUUUGCCCUUUAUAACGUAACACAUUUUUUAUAUGAGGAACUAUAAAUGGAAAAAAAUUAACAGGAAUUUUCUUAGAUUUAGCAAACGCAUUUGACACAAUAAACCACUUUAUUAUAUCAAAGAUCUUAUUUAAAUUUGGAAUAAAUAACAAAAGUCUUCUUUAGUUUAAAAACUACCUAAAUGACAGAAAACAAGUAGUGAAAAUAAACGACAUAACAAGUAAUGCAAAUUCGAUAAUAUAUGGAGUACCGCAAGGUAGUGUCUUAGAUAGUAUUUUAUUAUAAAUAUUUAAGACAAAUUACUUAAUGGGUCUUAGUGUGUCUACCGAGUCCGCAUAAAUUAGACACGUACUACAUUUACAAGAUAUACGGCACGUUCCUGUUGGUGUUCGUGAUGACCGUGUUUGCCGGAUACACGAACAGGGUGAAGCGACUGAUCUGUGCCAUCUACUUCCGGAAGCGCGAGAAACGUCGGGUGCUGUAUUUGUACAACGAAACGCUUCGCAAACGGACCGCGUUCUUUAGAUACAUGAAGAAAAAGGUGAUGAAAUUAGCCCGGGAAAACAAAUUGAAGGUCAGUAACUAUCCUAACCUAACCGUCCUAAUUUAAUGCUAGGUUUCUAAUGUGACGUGUGCGUAUUGAACUUUAUCAAUAAUCGGGAUUAUUACGAGUUCCCGUGAAUAUAAAAAGUAGGAUUGAGUCCUACUUCAUGAUAACUCCGGUAGUAAAGUGGUGAAACAUUUAAGUUAAUCAAUAGGUUACUAAACUAAUCUAAUCAACAUUAACUAAUCAUAACGCAGAAUUGAACGUGCACGUCACAAUGUAAACCUAGUUUAACCUGCCUAUCGAGUGACGUGCUGCAGAAGACAUAUUAAACAGUAAUAGAAAUAUAAUGAACCAAAUCUCAAAAGUAACGCCACCGAUCCUAGAUAAGAAAUGAACAAGUGAGUAGUUGUAGUGUUAUCAUGAGGGUAAUAAUUUAUUUUGAUAGUUACGUAUAAAUUCAGUGGUAACCAAAAAUAAUGUUCACACCACGAUAUUAUUACUUAAUUCAGUGUGCCACGGUAAAUUUAUACUUUCAACUGGUGUUUUGUACUUGUAUAAUAUUCAUAAGUAUACAUUUGAAUUGAAAUUUUCAAAAAAGGGUUCUCUACAAUUUUUAAUUAUAUAGGACACAAAAACUGAUUUUCUGUUGAACCAUGACUUAUUUGAUCAGUUUUCUUAUUUUUUCAAAAAUUACUCUAUUAUAUAUAACGUUGUUGCCAAGUAAAAUAACUUCCUUGGAAGGAAAUUUAAUUGAUAAAAUGAUCGUUAAAGUUUUCCAAGAUUUCAGAAUUUCAAAUUUUAAUUAUGUUAUUGUUUAAUGUCGAGUUUAUCGUUUUAACCUGAUCAUUGUAGUGCAACUAUAAAGAAGUUUGUGACCUAUUCGAAUAUUUAAUACUUAAUUUAGUUCCUUUUAUUUAAUAGAAUUUCAUACCUUGUAACUCAAAUUGCCUAUAAUAAAUCAAAAUGUAUUAACGCUAGGUAUUAGGUAAAUUUCUAAAGAGCGGGAUGUCCAAUUUUUUUGUUUAAAAAUCAUUUAUUGAAUCUAGAUUAUUAUUUUUUUUUUGCUAAAUGUAUUUGUUAGCAUUUUGUACUUAUGAAAUCGACUUGGGAGGGAACACUUGUUUUGGGCGGAUAAUGGGUCCUAUGAGUUGAAAACUUCUUGAGCCUAGAUUCACUGAGUGCAAUAUGUAAAUUAAUAGAUGUUAUGUUAUACGAUAUUUUAAAGAACCUCAUUGGCUGUUUUGGGCUAUUGACUGAAAUUGGUUUCUGUAUACCUAAUAGAAACAAUAGGAAUUUAAAUUUAUUCGUUGUUUCAAGUUAUUAUACCAAAAGUGAAAAUAAUACAUUUUUUUCAAGAGCUUUUGUUUUGGUUAAUAAGAUUUCCACCAAAUCAAGAUUUGUUUGUGCUCCCCCGCAAUAUGUUCAGAUUUAAGGCUUUAAAAUUAACAAAAUUGUUAUAUUAAUAAUAAUUUUGAUAAAAUUAAUAUUUAUAAUUAGACUUACUGUUUGAAAUGUUACAACAGUUGUUUGAUCUUGUAAAAAUAACUUUAGCCCGUAUAUACACACACACACAUAUAUAUAAAUAUAAAUAUAAUUUCGGAGCCGCCGAGUCGGUCUUUGAAGAACGCGUAACCUAUUCAAACCACCCGCGAUUUCGCCGCUGCAUUCGUUAUCGUAUAACUUCACCGACGAGCCCGCGUCCCGUAUGCCGCUGUUGCAGGAGGACUUGAACGUGUACCUGGUGCUCAGGCUCAGGUGUCCGCGGGUGUUCGGCUGGCUGGUGCGGUUCCCGUGCAGCCGUCGCAAGUGUCUCAUUUGCGGCGAACCGGAAACGGCGGCGGGCAAACAGUACGGCUGCGACACCGCCGGGUGCGUUUACGUACACUGUCGACAGUGUUGGGAGGACGUGCAGGGCGAGUGUUACGGGUGCUCCGACACGUUCCGCGAACCGGACGACGGCCGCGACGUGGAGAGCGAUUGUGGCCGCCGGGACGCCGCCGCGAUCGACGGCGGUCACCCGGACACCGAUAUUUCAUCGACCAAAAACCGUUAG
This is a messenger RNA of Cinara cedri, 32181 nucleotides long. Lineage: Eukaryota; Metazoa; Arthropoda; Insecta; Hemiptera; Aphididae. The record is from the annotation of a GenBank genome assembly.